Papaver somniferum (opium poppy) is the source of this 1840-nucleotide messenger RNA. Its product is annotated as tyrosyl-DNA phosphodiesterase 2-like. Gene Ontology annotation, biological process: double-strand break repair. The record is from RefSeq and is a predicted model, not a curated record. Gene Ontology annotation, cellular component: cytoplasm; PML body. Gene Ontology annotation, molecular function: single-stranded DNA binding; 5'-tyrosyl-DNA phosphodiesterase activity. NCBI's taxonomy places the organism in Eukaryota, Viridiplantae, Streptophyta, Magnoliopsida, Ranunculales, Papaveraceae. The transcript has 3 exons. The coding region runs from base 67 to 1512 and encodes 481 amino acids.
UUUCCCUCCUCAUGUCCCAAGUAUCCCGAACCGAGUGCAUAGGAAUAUGAGCGGCAAGCGGUUUAGAUGGCGAGUUUGAACUUCAGUUCCUUUUUAAUCACUACAUCUUCCCGUUUCAGAAACCCUAGAAAUUUGAAUUUCUUCUUGUUGAACUUCACUUCCUUUUUAAUCUCUCCCCGUUUCAGAGACCCUAGAAAUUUCAAUUUCUUCUUUUCUAAAUCAAUGGCGUGGUCUUGUUCCAAAUGCACUUUUCUAAACCCUCCGUCUCAAAAAUCAACAUGCCAGAUUUGUCUCUUCUCAUUAUCAUCAUCUGCUUCAUCCUCUUCUCCCUCUCCUUCUUUUUCUCCUUCUCCAACAGCGACGCUUAAAUGGUCUUGCAAAGCCUGUACUUUUUCAAACCCAGUCGGUCGACAUAACUGUGAAAUUUGUGGAACAAGAUCUUCUGCGUCGUUACUAUCUGAUUUUGAAGAUUUAGAUCCAAUUGAUUCAGAUGGAAAAUUGGAUUCUUCAAUUGGUUCUGUUUUCUUGCCCUUGAAAGCUUGUCAAAAUAAGAGGAAAGUUGAACAAAUAUCUACUGAAGAAUCAACUGAUUGUUUUCUCGAUGUGGGCGAGUCUUGCUCUUCGAAAUCAUCCAGAAAGGAAGGAACUUUCUCGGGUACUACGGAGGAGAAGAAGGAAAUAGAGUUGCACACAUUGAAGGUCUUGAGUUACAAUGUAUGGUUUAAUGAGGACUUAGAACUGCAUAAGAGAAUGAAAGCAUUGGGGGAUCUCAUUCAACUGCAUACUCCUGAUGUCAUAUGCUUACAAGAGGUGACACCAACAAUUUAUCAGAUUUUCCAACAAUCUAGCUGGUGGAAAGUUUAUCAUUGCUCAGUUUCAUAUGAAAUGGUGAACAAACCUUAUUUCUGUAUGCAGUUGAGUAAAUUACCCGUAAAAUCCUUUAGUUGCAAACCCUUCAGCAACUCUAUAAUGGGGAGAGAGCUUUGUUCGACUGAGAUUGAAGUUGGAGGUGGAUGUGGAGGGAGCAAGAAAUUGGUUAUUGCUACUAGCCAUCUUGAAAGCCCCUGCCCUGCCCCACCAACAUGGAAUCAGAUGUUCAGCAAAGAACGUGUAGCUCAAGCAAAGGAAGCCAUACUGAUUCUUAAGGGUUCGCCGAAUGUCAUACUUGGUGGUGAUAUGAACUGGGAUGACAAGUUGGAUGGUCAGUUUCCAUUACCCGAUGGUUGGGUCGAUGCCUGGAGUGAGCUAAAGCCCGGAGAUAAUGGAUAUACGUAUGAUACCAAAUCGAAUCAGAUGCUAUCAGGCAAUCGGACUCUGCAGAAGCGAUUAGACCGAUUCAUGUGCAAUUUGCAGGAUUUCAAAAUAUGUGGGAUCGAGUUGAUCGGUAGGGAAGAAUUACCAGGCCUUUCAUAUUGUAAGGAGAAGAAAGUUAAGGGUAAGCUGCAGAAGUUGAUGCUCCCUGUUUUGCCUAGUGAUCAUUAUGGAUUGCUCCUUACAAUCUGCAACAAGUGAUGAAAGAGUCUUCCAUCAUGAGGGGUAACUCUUCUUUUUGGCUUGUUUUUCGGAUGACACAUUCAACGAGAAGUUCUCAGAAGGAAGUUUGUUAUAUGUCAAUAGCCGUUUUUUUUUGUCUCUAUGGUUCAGUAGUUAGCUAACUUUUGUGAACGACCAAAGACCAUUGUCCUUUAUCCUGGAUGGCAGUCUCUUUGACUUUUUGUAAACGGUGGUUUCUCUUUUCUGAUGUACACAUGUAGAUGCUGCCUUCAGUUUCGGAGAUUGAAUUUUCAUCUGAAAGAUACUUGUUAUUCCCAAAUGUUAAUGGAAAGUAAAUUUUGUCAUA